Phytophthora infestans T30-4 is the source of this 1143-nucleotide messenger RNA. RefSeq names its product cellulose binding elicitor lectin, putative. The coding region runs from base 30 to 1016 and encodes 328 amino acids. Gene Ontology annotation, cellular component: extracellular region. The transcript has a single exon. The record is from RefSeq and is a predicted model, not a curated record. Gene Ontology annotation, molecular function: protein binding; cellulose binding. Lineage: Eukaryota; Oomycota; Peronosporomycetes; Peronosporales; Peronosporaceae. Gene Ontology annotation, biological process: proteolysis; carbohydrate metabolic process.
UGCUCAAGUAAGAAAAUCAAUCAAGUGGAAUGGUGUCGGCUGCGUCUACCGUCGGGCUGUUGUCGAUUUUAACGGCCAUUGUGAACGCUGCGGAUCCAUCGUGCGGUGUUCAAUACUCGAACACGAACACGGAGGGAGAUUUAGUGGGCACGGUGCUCUACCCCGCAAGCCCCGAAGUAUGCUGCGCAAAUUGCACUGCCAACCCCGACUGUCAAUUCUUCGUCACAGACGACGGUGGAUGGAGACAAAUUGAGCCCAAGUGUCGUCUGGUGAGCAAGGCCCAGACGAUGUUCGACUUCAUCCGCGGUAGUGGGGGCAAAAACACUGUCGUCAUGUCAGGGCGAGAAAUUCCGGCAUGGGGAAAGUGCGGCGACCAAAGCGGCUUCAAACUCUGCACGCAAGGGUUCUACUGUCAGCCGUGGGACUCAAAAUACUACCAGUGCAUUCAAAAGCCCAGCAAGUGCGAAGUCUACACCAAUGUCGACUUGUACGGGAACGACCUCAAGCGGAUCCAGGAUAUCAAACCAGGAGAAUGCUGCGAUGAGUGCGACAAGACCAUGGGCUGCCUCGGCUACACGUACGUGAACGACGACCCUCGAGGCACGCAAUGCUACCUUAAGAGCAGUGUCGAUGGCUGGGUGAAGAAAGUUGGUGUACACUCUGGUGUCAUGCCUUCUCUUCCACCUUGGUCCAAGUGUGGGGACCACACGGGAUUCCGACCGUGCGCCAACGACUUCUACUGCCAGCCAUGGGACUGGAGUUACUACCAGUGCAUCCAGCGUCCUCGAUGCUACGUGGAGACCAACAUUGACUACUACGGAAACGACAUCAAGCGGGUAUCGGGUAUAGGCCCCGGUGAAUGCUGCGAGGAGUGUGGUAAGACACCAGGUUGUGAUUCCUACACUUGUAUCAACGAUGAUCCAACAGGUACCCAGUGCUACCUCAAGAGUAGCAGUGCUGGGCGUACCACGAAGAUUGGUGCCAUCUCCGGUAGUGUCACACCAGGAAUGAAAUAAGGGCGGGGUAGUAGACCACGAAUUGUAAGGGUUUUGAAUCUCUCGAUUGCCUCACUUCCACUCUUCGGCUAACGAGCUUGCACACCCGGUCCCGGUUAUCUGAAUAUCAGUUUCAUCGUCUCGUGAA